Pleurotus ostreatus (oyster mushroom) is the source of this 192-nucleotide messenger RNA. RefSeq lists its product as uncharacterized. The transcript is spliced from 2 exons. Lineage: Eukaryota; Fungi; Basidiomycota; Agaricomycetes; Agaricales; Pleurotaceae. The record is from RefSeq and is a predicted model, not a curated record. The coding region runs from base 1 to 192 and encodes 63 amino acids.
AUGGACUCUGUACUGAGUAAUAUCCUUGACGCCGAAGAUACAGACUACGGCAGUAACAGAUAUCACGAAAUCACCACACCAGCAGCCGAUGAUGAUGACGACAAUGAGCCAAUUGGGAAUGAUGAAGACAUGGAGGAUGAAGAAGACGAAGGGCCGGACUCGGAUAGACCCUUGAUCUGUGGAAGUCGUUAG